Molecule: messenger RNA, 3321 nt
Organism: Solea solea (common sole)
Lineage: Eukaryota; Metazoa; Chordata; Actinopteri; Pleuronectiformes; Soleidae
Gene: vopp1b
Product: VOPP1 WW domain binding protein b
Exons: 5
Coding region: 248-775 (175 amino acids)
Cellular component (GO): cytoplasmic vesicle membrane
Source: RefSeq, a predicted model, not a curated record
UUCCCACCAUGAUGAGAAUCCAUCUCUGACUGUGGAUCCUCUGAACGUCAGCACGGCUGCCUCGUCCUCUCACCUCAGUCUGGACUGGAUCUGAUCUCUGUCUCCAUGACGGGAUGAAAUCCACGUAGUGAUACAGGAGCAUCUCCUCCUCCUCCUCCUCCUCCUGCUCCUGCUCGUCUUUUCUUCUCCGGCAGCGGAGCUCAGCUCUGUCUCUCCUCCUCCUCCUCCUCCUCCUCCCGGCGGAGACAUGAGGAACCCAGCGGCCGGUGUAGCGCUGACAUUCUGGCUGCUUGUAGAGUGUGUGGAAGCCAAGAAGUACUGCUGGUAUUUUGAAGGUGGAUACCCCAUCUACUUCAUAUGUCGCUCAUAUGAAGACUGCUGCGGGACACGCUGCUGCGUGAGAGCACUUUCCAUCCAGAGACUAUGGUACUUCUGGGUUCUGCUGAUGAUGGGAGUGUUGUUCUGCUGCGGCGCCGGUUUCUUCAUACGCAGACGCAUUUACCCGUCGCCUCUGAGAGAUGAGACAGCGUUCAACGUCUCCUUCACCAGGCAUCCCGUCACCACACCGGUUUCCCAGCAGCCAGGAAGUAUGCAGGGUUUCGGGGUCAACGGAAUGACAGGUGGUGACCCUGGGGUUACCAUGACGCACCCAGCAUACCCAGCACAGCCUGGCUCCGCCCAUAUGAUGAUGGCCCCCUAUCCUCCACCUCCGUCUUACUGCAACCACCCGCCACCGUCCUACGAACAAAUAUUUCAAAACGGUGAUAAGAAGUAACAUCUGCACAAGAAAGAGAAGAAGGACAUCUGAAGAAGAGGAGGAAGAGGAGGAGAAGUCUGCCCAUUCUUAACUGGUUUUGGACAACAUGGAAAACACAACCGGUUCUGUGGGAAAGACCAACAGAGACUUUACACACACACACACACACACACACACACACACACACACACACACACACACUGCAUCAUCUGAAAUGAUUGAUUUCCUGUUGAUUUACGGACUGGAUCAGUGUCUGUGUCGUAAUGAGGACGAGCGAGGAUGGAACCGUCGAGGUCAAGGAUUCACUCACCUCUCAUCUCCACCCUCUGUGUCUGGAACUAAGACACUGAGUUAUGACAUUCUCACUUUAGGUUAGUUCAGUUUUUUAAGUUGAACUGUUUGAGGUUCUGACACUUAGUGAUGACGCUGUGCCCGGACUCAGAGCCCAGAACCAGAACUAAGAGAGGCUUACUUUCACUGAAAACAUCAGCUUUUAGCCACUUACUAAAAGAAUCACCUUAACAAGUGGAGAAAAUCCCUGAUUUAGCAUCUCUUUAUUAGAAAGUUACUUUAUCAGGUUUACUGAAGUGAAACAUUGAGCAAACAUGGCAGCAGGAAAUCAGCAGCUCUGGUGAGAGCUCAGUGAGUUCAGUGUCAGCGCCUCACACAACCAUCCCGUUAUCAUCAGUGUAAGAAUGACAACAUGAGUCUUAUUCUCUAUCCAGCACCAGCAGGCGUUUCACUAAAUGAUGAGUUCUUGAUGCAUCUUUAAUCCCAGUAUCUGUCGCCCUGUUAUGUAACGACAUGAUGAGCGACACGACAUUCUGCUGUUAGCGGCGAUGAAGGCUGUUAGUUCAUCACAUGAUAGAUCACAUGGUGACGUGGUGAGAGGGUGAAGUGGGUGAUGGUAUGUUUCUUUCUCUUCUGUCAUGUGAUACUUUUUAACGUCACCUUUCAAGGAAAUGUCAAAAUGCUCUAUAUUUAUAUCGUACUUUUCUUGUCUCGAUGACCACGACAGCUCUGGCAUUCACCCAUUCACACUCAUUCCCUCACACAUUCAGCGCUUUUUCUAUCACACAUGCAGCCAUCAUGAGCAGCGUGGGGUUAGAUGUCUUAGCCAGGGAACACAGACCGGGGGCAGGAGACUUGUGUGCCCUUGAGUCUAAUGCCCUGGUACUUUGCCAUGGGCUGUCCACACAUCAGCAUGUUGGCUGGCAGUGCUGGGAAUCAAACCCCCACCCUCCAGUUAAAGGACGACCCACUGAAUCCUGGCUGCAAGUACUGUGUCCAACUGUUGGUUUAUGUAAGAUGGUGAAGAAGAGGCAGGAUGGUGAAGAAGAGGCAGGAUGGUGAAGAAGAGGCAGGAGGCACAGCUCAAACACCAGAGUCACAUUGAAAUGAAGUGAAUGGGCGUGUUGUCAUUGAUGAAUGUGAUGAAAUGAUAGUCAGAGAAGUGUGAGUGGUGCAGUGGAGAGCGGUGAUCCACGACACGUGUCAUUUCCUGCUGAAUCAGAGCAGUGUGAUGGGAAACUAUCACUUCUCAUUGAGCUCAUUCCUCUUUAGCCUCUGCUCGACCGGCUGUUUAACUGUUCACUCGCUCACUUAGUCAUGUUCACUCAUGUUCACUCAUGUUCACUCACGUUCACUCACUAUAGUGAGUGUGGUUAGCAGAGCGGUGACUGUCGUGGCCGACUGACAACAUGGUUACAUGCGUAUUCUCUUAUUCUCUUAUAAAGUAUCACAAUGUGACGCCGUCUUCUGGUUUACAGGUUGAGUCAAAUCAGGAAGUUACAAUUUAUUGAAUAGCCGCCAGGGGGCGCUAUGGGAAAAUGAAAUCUCAGAGUUAUGGUAACAGUCACUAGUUUCAGCUCUUCUUCAAUAGAAAAUAAUGUCAUUUAAAUAUAGAUGAUCGAUGAUAAAGCACAGCACAUUAUUGUCCAGUACAAUGAUGAAGCUUGUUUUUCCACUUUUUUUAUAUCUGGUUUGUGGUCAAACUGUUUAACUGACAUUAAAUGCAUAGAUUAUUAUUUGAUUGGUCAGUGCUCAUCAUACACAUCAACUACAGUUUCAAAGACAUAAAGCUGCUGUCAUGUCAUCUUUCGUCGAACUUCCUGUCAUCAGUCCCCUCCCUCAUCAGCUGUCCCCUCCCUCAUCAGUCCCCUCCCUCAUCAGUCCCCUCCCUCAUCAGUCCCCUCCCUCAGCUGAUGCUGGGAACAGACUGGGUUUGGACCCACAGGAGAUAUUUUAUCAUGUUAUAUCUGCAUCAGUGUUCUCUAUCUCUAAGUCAUGACUCGCUGAUCUGUUGAAAAUAUCAAAUGUUACAGAAAAGGCAGUAAAUACAGUCAGAAACACUUUAUCUAGAGAAUAUAGAGCUCUUUAACAUUAAUAUUAUUAUUACUAUUAUUAUUUAAGUUGUAUAUCAACAAACAGCUUUAACGCUGUGGUUUUUAAAGUCUAUUAGCAAACAUGUAGGUUUAGUACAUGUAGUGUGUAUUCCUGAUAUUUCUCUGUGUCAUGGAACUGCUCAUGAAACGUGUUCUGGUGGAGUUUGUUAGAUUUACACA